GCAAACAAACCUGUCCACGCUGCUGCUGCUUGUUCUUCACCUGUUGUCGUCACUUAUAAUCAGGUAACUGCAGCAGACCCCACUCUGCGUGUGUGUGCGUGUGUGUGGACGUUGUCACGCGGUAUUACUCCACUAUAACCAGUAAAAAACCCAGUAUUAACCUGUAUUAACCAGUAUUAACCUGUAUUAACCAGUGUCACGGAGCGGCGGGAAUCAUUCACUCAUUCAUUUAUUCAUUCAUAACGAGUUUGUGAGCCAUGAAUCCACCGGAUAACAGAGACGAAGUGAACACGACAGGUCACUACAUGCCUCAGUUGUCUUCGUCCUCCUCUGCAGGAGCAGCAGGUGGAGAAGGAGGAGGAGGAGGAGGAGGAGGAGGUGGUUUGUAUCUGGACGCCUACGAAGUCUCCUUCCCUCUGGAGGAGCGUUUGGAGAGACCACCGUCUUAUCAUCACCUGAACCAGGGCCAGCAGAUGAUGGAUGAGCCUGUGGGGCAGGAGCCUGCUCACCCUCACUACAGCCCCUUCAUCCUGGUGUCAAACCUGCGCGCUCACCUGUACGUGGCUCUGGAGAAGAACGCCUGGCUGCAGAAACGCAUCGAGGAGCUGGAGGAGGAGCGCAACUUCCUGCGCUGUCAGCUCGACCGCUUCAUCGUCAGCAUGAGGAGCCCGGAGGAGUGGUGUGCAGAUGCUCAGCGCAGCAUGAAGGUCCAGCCCUCCUGCUCUCCCCCGCCUCCCUCACCCAUGACCACCCGCUCAGGAAUGACCCUCAAACGCCUGCAGGCGCCCGGCGCUCGGAGCCGCCGCGCCACCGCCGUCCCAGUCAAGCAGGAGUUCCACGUGGAGGAAGAAAAAUACUACACUGAGGACGAGUACCUGGAGGAAGAGGAGGAAGACGACGAUGACGAGGACGAGGACGCAGAGAAGGGGACGAAGAAGAAGAACCGAGGACGAGGCAACGCUGAGCCCAGGAUGAAGAUGAGGAGGAUCUUCAGGAUCACGCACGGGAGGGAGAGACAGAGAGUGAAAGAUCCAGACGGUGUUCUGAUCCGUUACAAGAAGAUUCUGUCCACGUACCAGCGCGUGAGGAGCAUGUCCCGGGCGUUCCAGAUCCACGGCGUCGACCGGAACACCAUGGCCUCCACCUCGCCCAUCGCCGAGCUGCUGCUGGUCGCUCCGGACAAGAUGGCAGAGGUGGGAGAGUUCGAGUCGUCGAAGGAGAAGCUGCUGGAUUACGCUCGCCGCUGCUACAAGACCAUGGACGAGCCGACGCACGGCAAAGUCCAGACCAUGAAGAAGAAUCACAAGCUGCUGCCCAUUUCAUACCGCUUCAGAAACUGAGCAGAGGCUCCUCACUGACGCACUCUGCCACUUAUUGUUAUGUAUUCAUUUAUUUAUCGUGCAGCAGGAUGUUUUUGUUUGAUUCACUGAGAGAAUCUGCAUCACGUUGACUUUAAUUCAUGCUGAAAACGUUCUUGUCUGUUUGAACGUUGGAUGAAAUCAGACGAGUUAAUUUUGUGUUUCUUUAAUUUAUGACCAACUAUUUUGUGUUUAUUUAAAAAUAUUGACAUUUGUCAUCAAGUAUCAUUGGAGAAAAAAAAGAGUUGCUGUAUUUGUUAUAUAAGCAAUAUAUAUUAUUUUUUGUUUGUUUGUGGCUUGUGUUGGAAGUACAUUUAAUUCUUAUUUAUAAUUUAUUUUGUUACAGUGUUUCCAUAUGUGCGUGUGUACAUAUAAGGAAUGAUGUUGAAUAAACAAACAUUUCAAGUGUUUAAUUCACAAUAUUACUGUUUGUUACUGUUCUACAUUCAUGUAUUCAUCACACACAGUUUAAGUUAUUCAUGACUAUUAGUU
Solea solea (common sole) is the source of this 1850-nucleotide messenger RNA. RefSeq names its product coiled-coil domain-containing protein 106-like. The coding region runs from base 258 to 1340 and encodes 360 amino acids. The record is from RefSeq and is a predicted model, not a curated record. Gene Ontology annotation, cellular component: nucleoplasm. The transcript has 7 exons. Lineage: Eukaryota; Metazoa; Chordata; Actinopteri; Pleuronectiformes; Soleidae.